Messenger RNA from Neoarius graeffei (lesser salmon catfish), 958 nucleotides. It is a transcript of the gene bglapl, whose product is annotated as bone gamma-carboxyglutamate (gla) protein, like. Gene Ontology annotation, cellular component: extracellular region. Lineage: Eukaryota; Metazoa; Chordata; Actinopteri; Siluriformes; Ariidae. Gene Ontology annotation, molecular function: hydroxyapatite binding; calcium ion binding; structural constituent of bone. The transcript is spliced from 5 exons. The record is from RefSeq and is a predicted model, not a curated record. Gene Ontology annotation, biological process: regulation of cellular response to insulin stimulus; bone development; response to vitamin K. The coding region runs from base 1 to 510 and encodes 169 amino acids.
AUGAAGACUUUCACCCUCCUCAUCCUCUUUUCUGUGCUGUCUGCCUGCAUAUCCACAGGAGUAGUGGAUAUCGCUGCUGAACCUGACUCUGCUCCUGAAGCUGAUCCUGCAGCUGAUGCCGCCGCAGCCUCAGACUCUUCCUCUGAAUCAGACUCUUCCUCUGAAUCAGACUCAUCCUCUGAAUCAGAUUCCGCCUCAGACUCCGCCUCAGACUCUGCAUCUGACUCUGCAUCAGAGUCCGAUUCUGCCUCUGAUUCUUCCUCAUCUGAGUCCAACUCUAACAGUGUUGAAGCCACAGGUGCACCUGACCACGUGAUGGUGAAGAGAUCUCUCGCCACGGCUCUGCUGAGAAGACACAGAAGGGCAGGAACGGCAGCAGCUGACCUGACCCCAUUUCAGCUGGAGAGUCUGAGAGAGGUGUGCGAGCCCAACUUGGCCUGUGAACACAUGUCUGACACCGACGGGAUCGUGGCAGCUUACAACGCAUACUACGGCCCUGUCCCUUUCUAAACGGACUCGGAGAGAAGCUGCUUCUACAAGGACUCAAAGCUAAUCCAGAUUUAGUUGGAACAGAAAUCAGCUUUGCGGUAUUUGAACGGGUCUCACUACUUCCCCUGCUUUGCAAAGAGGUGAAGGGAGAAAAAUAAAGGACUGUUUUAGCUUUUACCCUCGACAGCUCCAGCUUUUGCUUUGCUGUAUGUUUUCACUGAAACCACUAGUGUGUUUCUGGUUUUGUAUCAGAGGUGACCGCAACCACAGUGACAACUCAUUUAGGUAGUAGUCUAAGAAUAGCAUGGGUUCAUCACGAUGUACAUGAUCUCUGUGGUGUGAUCGACAUGACAACUGUAUACCGUCACAGGGACUGUAAAAUGCCACAUCUGCUAAUGUAGUGUUUCAUCGUAGAGCUAUUUUGCUUUAUCUGCAUAGAUCAAGGAAUGGCACAUUAGUAGGCAAGCCA